UUGUUCAAACAGCAAUUUGCCCACUGAGUGGUGGAUAUUGUCACUAUGGCCUACUGGUAUAAUGGACAUCUGGACCCUACCAGUGACAUACCACUCUAUGAGGAGUGUCUAAUCCCCACUUCAUGGGAGUUACUUAGUCGUAUACUGCUGCAGGAAGCUUGCACUGCUGCUACCUAGUGUCAUUGUAUCUCUGAACAAGACUAUAUAGAGAACAUUAGAGGAAGAUGUUCAAAGUUAAAAAGGGACAUGUGGAUCAACGUUUUAAACCCCACCUAUAGCAAAACCUGCUUAAUUAUACCAAACAACAUUCAAGUAGAACAUACAGCAUGCUUUAUUAUAUGAUUAGAUAUUAUAGUAUUAUAUUUACUUCAAACAAAUACAUCCAUAUACAAAAUAUAUUAAAAGAUGUCUCCAUUCUAUGCCCCCAAAUACAGACUUGCACAAUAUCCUCAUCAUAUUACUUGUUUUUUUUGGUUGUUUUUUUUUUUUUUAGGGGGAUGUGUGUGUGUGUGUUUGGGGGGGGUUUGUUGUUGUGUUUUUUACUGCAGGCCACUGUUAGCUCCAAGGAUACCUCACAAACCCACAAUCCAAUGUAACCUAGCAUCAACAACUGUGAUUUGAAAAACAUUUGACCCGUGGGAUAAUGUAAACAUGCAGAAAUCUAUAUAUUUAAGUCUCUGGGUAGAUAAACAAGUGGUGAAAAUGAACACCAUCACCUCAGAUGUGUUCAGUUUGUGGAUAUCAUGAUGCUGUAGCACAUUUACUGAAUUAGUUGUCAUCAUACUUAGUCUUAUCAGUUUGUUGUAGGUAAGAAAGCAUAGUUGUAGUAAAAGAAAGUAAUUUGCCCAUGUUAAAUGUCUUAACUAGUAUUUUGUUAUGUUAUUUUUUCCAGGUCUUGAAGUUAUAAUGGGGGGAGACACAUAUCUUAAUAAUUCGAAUUUAACACGUUUUAUGACUAUUCUGACCAUGGAAUCAUUGGACAUACCUCCAUCCAGUGCUUCUUCAAUAUUCGUUUUUGGUAUCAUCACAUACUGUUUAAUUUUGUUCUUCCAGUCCAUGCUACUUGUGACUAUUCUUGUAAAAAGGGAUCUGCAUAAACCAAUGUACAUACUGCUCUUUAAUUUGUCUCUAUGUGACCUUAUGGGAGCUACGGCUUUUUUCCCACAAAUGGUUUGCAGUAUACUGUCUCAGAGUAGAGAAAUAUCCUACCCUACCUGUGCGUUACAAGGCAUCCUAAUUCACCUUUAUGGAGGUGGAUCUCUCUUAUUUCUCACUGUUAUGGCAUAUGACAGAUAUAUUGCUAUUUGUAAGCCUUUGAGAUACCACAAUCUGAUGACACAAGGUACCUUGAUGAAACUUAUUUUUAUGGUCUGGUCCAUAGAUGUUGUUAUAAUUGGGUCUUUAUUUAUACUCACGAUAAGCAAAGAAAUUUGCAGGACAAAUAUAGUGGACACAUACUGCAAUAAUCCUUCUUUAAUGAAGUUAAGCUGUGAGGAUAUGAGAGCUAUUAACUAUUAUGGCUUGUUUACUAUAGCUCUUAUACAAGGCUCUUCCAUACUGAUAGUGUCAUUAUCAUAUAUCAAAAUCCUAAUUACCUGUCUUUCUACAAAACAAGCAAAAUCUGUAAGUAAGGCAAUGCAAACCUGUGGGACGCAUUUAAUUGUUUUUCUGAGUUUUGAGAUUAACACAUUCUUACUACUGAUUUCACACAGGUUAGAUGCAGUAUCUCCACACUUAAGAAGGGCCUUUGGUGUUUCAAUUGUUAUCUUUCCUCCAAUUCUUAACCCUCUAAUUUACGGGUUGAAAACAAGGGAAAUUCGACAAGCAGUGUUUACGUUUUUACAAAGAAAGAUUUCUUUUAUCUAA
This is a messenger RNA of Ictalurus furcatus (blue catfish), 1866 nucleotides long. Its product is annotated as olfactory receptor 51I2-like. Gene Ontology annotation, molecular function: G protein-coupled receptor activity; olfactory receptor activity. Gene Ontology annotation, cellular component: membrane. The transcript has a single exon. The record is from RefSeq and is a predicted model, not a curated record. NCBI's taxonomy places the organism in Eukaryota, Metazoa, Chordata, Actinopteri, Siluriformes, Ictaluridae. Gene Ontology annotation, biological process: G protein-coupled receptor signaling pathway. Bases 877 to 1866 code for a protein of 329 amino acids.